CACGCCGACGGCAUGGGUAAUGAGUUUGCCCAGCGAUACAGGAUCAAGUACAGCCGCGACGGCAGCAACUGGGUGGGCUGGCAUGAUAGGAAGGGAAGGCCGGUCAUUGAGGGGAACAGGAAUGCAUAUGAUGUGGUGCUGAAGGAUCUGGAGCCUCCCAUCAUCGCUCGAUUCGUCCGCUUUAUGCCUGUGACGGACCACUCCAUGAUCGUGUGCAUGAGAGUGGAGCUCUACGGCUGUGAAUGGCUGG
Molecule: messenger RNA, 250 nt
Organism: Epinephelus moara (kelp grouper)
Lineage: Eukaryota; Metazoa; Chordata; Actinopteri; Perciformes; Serranidae
Product: discoidin domain-containing receptor 2-like
Exons: 2
Source: RefSeq, a predicted model, not a curated record